AUGCCCAAACGUAAUUUUAAAAAAUUUAUAAUUAUUAAAUUUUUAAAAUUCUUGACGAAAUCUAGAAUAAGAUUUAGAUUUAAUUUCAACCAAAAUUAUUUAAUUUUACCAUUACCAUUACUCGUACUAUUUCAAAUAAGUUUUACAAAAGAAUUGAUCAUAAUUUUAAUUCAUUCGCUCAUUUGCGAUAACGAAUCUAACGCGGGAGAACAUAAUGAUUUACUCAUUCAACAAAUAACGCCUCAAGUUAUUGAUAUUGACAGUGAAGAUAAACAUGAGGAAGCAGUAGAGGAAUAUCCUGAAGGUGACUCAUGCGUACUUGAAUGUCAUUCUCUUUGUGUAAGCGUUAGAAGGAUCGUUCAUUGCUUCGGUGUCACCCGUGAACCAAAAACUGGAUACUAUAUGAUGGUUACUAAUUUUGCAAAUGAGGGUGAUUUAAAUUCAUAUAUUAAAAAACGACAUCAAGACUUGAAUUGGGAACGAAUCAUUCGCUUGUCACGAGAUAUCGCUAAAGCUCUUCGAGGACUUCAUAGAGAGGGAAAUCGCAAAGACAGAUAUGGAUUUCGAGCGGCGGAGGAGAAAAGAAGUUUGAUUUUGUCAAAAAUGGCGUAUCCAGAAGUGAUUAAUAGUCAACAAAUUUUUCUAAGGCCAAGGCCACUUGCGCGAAGAUUUAAUCAAAGUGAAAAUAUUUUUAGACAGAACCUCUUAAUUAAAUCUAAUAAUGAUCAUAUUGGCUCUCAUGAAUAUAGUUGUGCAAUUGAUUCUCAUGCUAAUGUUAAUAGUCGUUGCAGUCCUAAAUUUGAAGAUACAAGCAACUCAUUAACAACCCCUAGAAUGAUUGCAUAA
Messenger RNA from Funneliformis mosseae, 846 nucleotides. The record is from the annotation of a GenBank genome assembly. Lineage: Eukaryota; Fungi; Glomeromycota; Glomeromycetes; Glomerales; Glomeraceae.